This is a messenger RNA of Aspergillus tanneri, 1203 nucleotides long. RefSeq names its product putative HAD superfamily hydrolase. Gene Ontology annotation, cellular component: mitochondrion. The transcript has 3 exons. NCBI's taxonomy places the organism in Eukaryota, Fungi, Ascomycota, Eurotiomycetes, Eurotiales, Aspergillaceae. The record is from RefSeq and is a predicted model, not a curated record. Bases 1 to 1203 code for a protein of 400 amino acids. Gene Ontology annotation, biological process: glycerophospholipid biosynthetic process.
AUGAGACCUCAGGGACUUUGGAGAUCUCUCGUCCUAGUGCAGCUGGCAUCUACUCGUUCUUUUCUAGAGACCGGCUCGGGCCGUCGAAAGCUCCAGACAGCAGCACUUGGAGCCAGUUCUCCGUCGCGGAUCCCCGAGUUCGCCUUUGCCUUUGACAUCGAUGGUGUGCUCCUGCGAGCUUCCAAGCCUAUUCCCGGAGCGGCUGAGUCAAUAGCCCUUCUCAAGGACCAAGGGAUUCCUUUUAUUCUUCUGACCAAUGGAGGAGGGAAGCAUGAAUCAGAGAGAGUGGCGGAAAUCAGCGAGAAACUUCCAAGUGCCAUUGGACCCCUCGGUGAUCAUCCAGAGUCAUACUCCCUUUGCGGAGCUCGUGCGGGGGCCCGACGAGUUGAGCGCUUUGGAGAACAAAUGCGUGAUGGUGGUAGGAGGAGACGGUACGGGUUCAAGAACGUGGUGACACCCGGUGAUAUCUUCAUGGCCAACCCCAAUCACUGGCCCUUUUCUAAAGUCUUCCGGAAGUACUACGAAGGGUUCGCGCGCCCGCUCCCCAACCCCUGUGGUUCCAAAGACCCAACGGAAGGACUCAAGAUCGACGCGAUUUUCGUCUUCAAUGACCCGCGUGACUGGGCUCUAGACGCACAAGUCAUCCUGGACGUCCUGCUGUCGUCACAGGGGAUCUUGGGCACCUUUUCGGAGAAGAACGGAUGCACGGAUCUCCCCAACCGGGGAUACUUGCAAGACGGCCAACCACCCCUGUAUUUCUCAAACCCCGAUCUCGUGUGGGCUGCGGCGUAUCAUCUGCCUCGUCUGGGUCAGGGUGGGUUCCGUGAGGCGCUGGAAGGUACCUGGGCUGCCAUUACGGGGGGGCCCAGUAAAGGGGUUGAGCUGAAAAAGACGAUCAUCGGGAAACCAUAUCAGGGGACGUAUGAAUACGCUGAGAAUCAGCUAUUACGGAACCGGUCUCGGGCGUUUGGCACGCACCUCCAACAGCCUAUACGGAAUAUCUACAUGGUUGGUGAUAACCCAGAAUCCGACAUUCAGGGAGCCAAUACCUACAGGAGUCCUCAUGGCAGCCAGUGGCACUCAUUGCUCGUGCGCACGGGGGUGUACAGUGGAGGUGAACCAACGUGGACCCCUCAGGCCAUUGUAGAUAACGUGCAGAAGGCUGUUGAAUAUGGAUUGAACAAGUCUCGGUGGCAUGUCUGA